AUGACAUAUAUAUUUCAGCCUGCCUCCACAGCAACAGAGGAGAUCCCAGAGGAGUCUGAAGUUCCCACGGCACCAGCCACGCCCGUCCCCACCAACCCCAACUCGUCUUCUCCAUCAGCAUGUAGCACGCCAGCUCCAGGACCUAGCCCUCUCACGGUCCCACCAGAUGUCAGCACUGAGAAGAUCCCAGUUUUUAAGGAUCCUAACUUUGUACAAGCCAGGCAAGAAGCAGCAGCUAGUAAAAAAGGUAGAACUUGGAAAAAUCUCAAACAAAUUGUAGCUGCGGAGAAACUGUUACCAUGGAAACCAGAUGACCCCACUUAUGGAUCAAUAGAUGCCCCACCUACCUUUAAGCCAGUUAAGAAAUAUUCAGAUCUGUCAGGGUUGAUGGCUAACUACAGAGAUCCGCAUACCAAGUUAAGGUAUGCCAAUGCAGAUGAGUAUGCUCGUGUGAAAAUGUUGCCAAGUGACAUCAUUACAGGAUUAUUGACAUUGCGGAGAGCUAAUACAACUGUACCGUGAACUACGUGUAAGAUGAAAAAGAGAUAAUCUUACAUCCAUUACUUUAACCAGUUGCUGUCUUGAGAGACAAGACAUUAUUUGAGAUGACACGCACAACAUCAUGAAAGAGUUUCGGUGAAACUGGUGCUGGGAUUGGCCUAAGUUAAACGAAAUUGUGACUACAGAACGGAAAUUGCUGAGAGUCCAUUUACAAACUUGAAGGAUUUCAAGGAUUAGGAUAUUUUUGGUCAGAAUAGAGAGAAAAGAAACCAGAUCGAGAGACUCAAGACAAAAUGUGAAGCUUUAAUAGGUUGGCUGUAAAUGAGAUUUUCAGAGGCAGCAAUCACUGAGAGAAAGAACACUUCUGGGGAGAAAGACACCCAAC
Messenger RNA from Lingula anatina, 886 nucleotides. Its product is annotated as INO80 complex subunit C. NCBI's taxonomy places the organism in Eukaryota, Metazoa, Brachiopoda, Lingulata, Lingulida, Lingulidae. Gene Ontology annotation, cellular component: Ino80 complex. The record is from RefSeq and is a predicted model, not a curated record. Gene Ontology annotation, biological process: chromatin remodeling.